AUGGAUGAUGAACGGAUUAGGAAGCUUUUGGAGGAUUAUUCUUCGGAUGAAAGCUGUCCAUCAGGGUCGGACAUUGACGAAGAGGAGUUGAUCAGCCAGCGUAGUGACGAAAGCGACACAGAAGAGGAAUUCAGUAACCUAUUAGAGCCAGAGACCACAUCUAGUCCAGCAACAGUCACGUGUCCUGAGGAAGACAACAAUAGCUCGAUUGAUCGACCUUAUGCAAGGUAUGUUUAUGGCAAAGAUCAUACCAAAUGGAAUAAAGAUUGUUAUCGAACUAACGUGAGAACUCGAUCCGAAAAUAUUAUUUCUGUCAUUCCUGGUGUCAAAGGCCCAGCUCGUAAUGUUCGUUCUGAAUAUGACUGCUGGAAAUUAUUUGUUUGUGAUGAAAUUAUCAAAGAAAUACUUGUCAACACUAAUUGUCACAUACGAAACAAACAAAAACCAGCUCCAACUAAAACGCAGACUUCAUAUAUGAAAGAAUUAUGUAAAGAUGAGUUGUUGGCUUUCAUUGGGCUUUUAUAUCUAGCCGGACUGAAUAAAGCGAACAGACAAAACCUUAAUGACUUAUGGCGUACUGAUGGCACAGGUAUAGAUAUUUUCCGGAAUACUAUGUCUUUACAAAGAUUUUAUUUCAUUAUGAAUUGCAUUCGAUUUGAUGACAGCAGUACUAGACUAGAAAGAAAGCAAACUGAUAGAUUAGCCCCUAUUCGAAGUUUGCAUGAUAAAUUUGUACUACACUGUCAAGAAAACUAUGAUCCGUCUGAAUAUCUCACAAUCGAUGAAAAAUUAGACUCUUUCAGAGGCAGAUGCGUUUUUGUGCAGUAUAUGCCUAAUAAACCGGCAAAAUAUGGCCUCAAAAGUUACCUAUUAGUAGAUGCAAAAAGCUUUUAUAUAGUGAAUUUGGAGCUUUACGCUGGCACUCAACCCCCAGGACCAUAUAAUAAAAGUAAUAAGCCGUUCGACGUUGUGGAUAAAUUAGUACAACCAAUAUCGCAGUCAAGCCGCAAUAUUACUUUCGACAACUGGUUUACCAGUUACCCUCUAACCCAGCAUUUAUUGAGCCACCAUAAACUAACGUCUGUGGGUACUAUUAGAAAAAACAAAAGAGAGAUUCCCGCCUCGAUAUCAAACGCGAGAGGUCGUGACAUACAUAGUUCAGAAUUUAUUUUUCAAAAAGAUACUACAUUAGUCUCUUACGUGCCCAAGAAGAAUAAGGUUGUGUUGGUCAUUUCAACUAUGCACCAUGAUAAUAGCAUUGACGUUAUGACAGGCGAUAAGAGAAAGCCUGAGAUGAUCACUUUUUAUAACAGGACCAAGGGAGGGGUUGACGUCGUUGAUGAGUUAUGUGCCAACUACGAUGUAUCGCGAAACAGCAAACGCUGGCCUCUCACCUUUUUCUAUUCUUUACUGAAUAUGGCAGGUAUAAAUAGUUACAUAAUAAGAAAAGAAAAUUGCUCACUACCGAAUCUUAAACGACGAGAGUUUCUUCGGGUUUUGGGCUUGAAAUUGGUCGAAAAUCAUUUACGCACACGAAAAGAUACUAUAGGUCUGCAUACAAGUCUACGUAAGCGAAUAAAUGAUUCUUUGGGUGAACCAUCCCCUGCUCCGCCACCUAAAAUAGCAGGUAUUGCUCGAAGAUGUCAAGAUUGUGCCUAUAAAAAAGAUAGGAAGACCAAACAUACUUGCUGCAAGUGCAAUAAGUUCAUUUGUAUGGAACAUGCUGAGACAAUUUGUAAAAAUUGUGCAGCAUAUUCACAAGACACAAACUAA
This is a messenger RNA of Melitaea cinxia (Glanville fritillary), 1773 nucleotides long. Its product is annotated as piggyBac transposable element-derived protein 4-like. The transcript has a single exon. The record is from RefSeq and is a predicted model, not a curated record. Lineage: Eukaryota; Metazoa; Arthropoda; Insecta; Lepidoptera; Nymphalidae. Bases 1 to 1773 code for a protein of 590 amino acids.